UGAAUAAACAAGUUUGAGGAAAUAGCUUACCAUUUAAUAAAUCGACAGCCUGUUUGCUAAUCUUCAAAAUGUUUCACAUUAAACAAUACUUUUGUUUGGAAUUAUUUACCUUAAUAAAAUUCUAAUUUUAAAAGAAGGCAGAAUAAACAGGCAUUUUUAGUAUUGGCUCAGAUGUCUUAUCAGCAUUUGUGAUAAAGAGAGAUUCAGUCACUCUACACACUCAUGUUACAACAAACCAACAAGAAGAUAUAAAAUGGUAUUUUAAUGGCAUUCGUAUCGCUCAAACCAGUGGAGAUCUCAGUUAUAUAUGUACAGACGUUCAGUGUAAUGAAGGUACUGAGAGAUUCAGAAACAGGCUAAAUCUGGACAAUCAGACUGGAUGUCUGACCAUCAUGAACAUCAACACCACAGACACUGGACUUUAUGAAUUAAAGAUAAUCAGCAUCAGAAGCAGCAGUGAAAAGACUUUCAGUGUCACUGUUCAUGAUGUUCCUGCUGCUGAACAAGAUGAAAUGAAGAGAAAGUCAGUAAAGGAGGGAGAAUCAGUUACUUUAGAUCCUGGUGUAAUGAAAAACCAAAAUGAUUUGAUGACGUGGCAUUUUAAUGACCUCUGCAUCGCGGAAAUCAGUGAAGAACCCGGAAAGAUCUGCACAGAUGUUCAGUCUAAAGAUGGUGAUGAGAGAUUCAGAAACAGACUGGAGCUGGAUCAUCAGACUGGAUCUCUGACCAUCACAAACACCACAAUCACAGACUCUGGAGUUUAUAAACUACAGAUCAACAGCAGCAGUUUCAGCAUAAUUAGGAGCUUCAGUGUUACUGUCACUGAUUCAUGUCUGUCUUCAGCUGCUGUAGCAGGAAUAUGUGCUGCUGUUGUUGGUGUCCUGAUGCUGAUGGCUAUAUAUCUUUAUUUACUGCACUGUCUGGUAAAAAGAAUAAACACCAGGAUGAAGCACAGUGAUCAGGCGAAUGGUGUUAAUGGUUGGUGGCCUAAUCAGAGUGACAUUUUGCUGAUGGAUGAUGUGAGAAAGAUGCCCUUCAAUCACACUGAUACUCUAGUGAUGAACACUACUAAUGACUUGUCCUCUAAUCAUUAAGAUUGAGCCUCGCUGCCACUGAGAUUUAACACUAGUUUCAACAACACAGCAAGAAUUAAUUGCAUUGAUAAAAAGUCCUUAGUAACCAUUUUACCUUAAUUAAUUUAAAGGACCAAAACAGCUCCCUUAACCUAUCUUAAACUCAGUAUCUUCAAAGUCUAUUUGACAUCUUUAUUUACAUCUGCAAGACAUAUUUUUUUAGAGUGUUUGUGCAUCUGCAAUAUGUCUAUAGGAUGUCAGAUGUCAAAUAGAUGUUUAGAAAAAUGUAAGAAGUUUAUGAUUUACAACAGUGGUUGUCAAUUACAGACUUCAGGGCUCACUGCUAUGCACAUUUUGUAUAUUUCUGAAUCUGACAUACACAGUUCAGUUCAUGGAUAAUCUUCAUGCAUUUGUAUAUUUGUGUGUGUAUAUAUGUGUAUAUUAUAUAAGUGCCAAAGCACAGAGUUUGUUAUCAGAAAUACUGU
This is a messenger RNA of Labeo rohita (rohu), 1558 nucleotides long. RefSeq lists its product as uncharacterized. Lineage: Eukaryota; Metazoa; Chordata; Actinopteri; Cypriniformes; Cyprinidae. The record is from RefSeq and is a predicted model, not a curated record. The transcript has 6 exons. Bases 393 to 1094 code for a protein of 233 amino acids.